Dermatophagoides farinae (American house dust mite) is the source of this 2222-nucleotide messenger RNA. RefSeq names its product protein NDNF. Gene Ontology annotation, molecular function: protein binding. Lineage: Eukaryota; Metazoa; Arthropoda; Arachnida; Sarcoptiformes; Pyroglyphidae. The record is from RefSeq and is a predicted model, not a curated record.
UCUAAUGAUAAUGUCAAACAAAAUAUCGUUACGACUGAUUCAAAUUUUUCCGAUCAUUUUUCCUACAAUAAACCUAUUGAUUGGACUUAUGAAUUUGUUGAUCACAAAAAUCAUCAAAAAAAUCAACAAAAAAUAUCCUCAUAUUUGCCAUCCAUUGAUGAUGAAUAUUUUUUUCAACGACAAUUACCAUUCGAUCAAGCAAUGGAUUUAAUUGUUCAUGGAACCAAAACAGAAAGAUUUUAUUUCCAGAUAUUCAAACGAACGGAAAAUAUAUCACUAACUGCUACAUUAUGUGGUCAAAGUGAUAGUCAACCCACGAUACAUAUUGAAUUAUAUUUCAUCAAUUUAAAAACAAUAAAAAAAUUUCAUAAACGAAAAAUUGGUCGUAGAUCGAAUGAUCGUCAAACUCAACGAAUAUGGACCAGAAUGAUUAAUCGUAAAUUAUCAAGACGUUCUAAAAAUCAUCGAAAACUUCUGGUCUUGGAACACCUGUUGCAUUCAUCAUCUUCGUUAUUGCAACAGUCAAGAACAACAUUUGGAAAUGGAAUAGUUUUUCAACCAGGUCUUUAUAUAAUUCAAAUGGAAUCUAAUUUUCCAUACAACGAUGAACGAGUAGAUGAAAAAUCUGAUGUUCCAAUUCAAUUGUAUUUGAAUUCAAAAUCUAAUCCGAUGCCAUAUCCAUUUGUGCCUCCAGUAGCAUCAAUUUUGAUCCAACAAGUGUAUGGAGAAUUUGAUACUUUUAAUCAAUCUUCAGCUGAAAUUUGGUGGAAUCCAGUCAUUUCAUCGGAUAUACAUCAAAAUUACGAAUAUUGUUUAGUCAUACAGGAAAAUUAUCCAUAUAAAGACAAGUGUUCAUCAGAAAUUCAAUUAUCAGAAAUUCGAAUCUGUUCGAAUCAGACAAAAAUGACUGUGCAUGACUUACGUCCAGGACAAUUAUAUUUUGUCGAUGUAUUUGUACGCAAUCUUAAUCACCUCAAUGGAUUACAAUCAAAAUAUUGGACAGCAAAUUUUACAUUGAUAGAUCAUCAUACUCAACAGAAAAUUUGGCGCGAACAAUUUCAUUCAAUGCAACAAUUACAUGAUAGUUUAUUCACUGGAGUGUUUUUGGACUCAAAAAUCAAUACCGCAAACGUUUUCUAUUUAAACUGCCGUUUAUGCCAAAUGAAGAGAAUAAUAAACUCUAUAUUUAUAUUCAACCAUGCAUUGGAUUAGGAUCUAUACAAUUAAAUGUUGAAGAAAUUUCUCUCAAUUAUUUUGACCAACUUCGAAGAAAACGUCAUCAGCAUCAUCGACGUCAGGAAAAUUUUGAUAUGGCAGAUAAUUCCAUUAUAGAUGAAAUAAUGGAUGAUUAUAAUCCAUUAACAGAUAGUGAUACUGAUAAUGCUAUGUUGUUUUUCGAAGAAAUCAUGGAAACAAGAACAAUCGAGCUUACCAUACCCGUUUCAUAUCGGACAAUCAAUACUGGAAUGUUAUAUUUGAUUAUAGAGCUCAAUACUGUAGCAAUGAUGCAAAGUCGUAGUAUGGUGUUGUUGGUUACAAAUUCUUUAUCAAAAUUUCCAUUUCCGCGUUUACCUAACGACAAAUCUAUACGGGUAAUGGAAACCUUAAAACAAUGUGAUUCGGUCACAUUGGUUUGGAAUGCUUCACCUGAUGAACGUGUUACCUAUUGUAUAUUGCAACGUGAUGCUAAAUAUGGUCACGGUUUUGAAGAAUCAAAACAUUUAUGUCAAAAAAUUAAACCACCAACAAUAAAUAGGCGUAGUUCUAGUCCGAACGAUUCUGACAAUAAUAAUGAUAAUAAUGUCAACCAUAUGGUUGUUUUGGAUGAUCGUUACUUGAACGAACAUUCUUAUCCAACACGUAAAGUUCUUUGUCGAAGAUAUCGAACACAAAAACGUAUCAACAAUAAUUUGAUUAUGCAACAAAUUAAAAAAUUACAACCAGGUCGACAAUAUAUAUUCAUGAUUACAAUCAAAGGUCGUAAAAAUCAAUUGAAUUAUGAACAGAUUUAUGCGGAUACCAAAGAUGAUGGUGAAUGUUCUGUUAUGAACAGGAAUAAUUAUAUGGAUGACAAUGAUGAAUUGGAUCGUGAACGACGGAAACGUUGGAGAGGACGUUCAUCUUAAUCGAAAUUCAAAUUAAACAUCUAAGUCAAACUCAUCAGUUCAUCGUUGUUUUUUUUCUAAAUUCAUUGUAAAAAAUUUAUUAAAAUUUUUAUUUUA